Messenger RNA from Puntigrus tetrazona (Sumatra barb), 1071 nucleotides. RefSeq names its product cofilin 1 (non-muscle), like (gene cfl1l). The transcript has 4 exons. The record is from RefSeq and is a predicted model, not a curated record. Gene Ontology annotation, molecular function: actin filament binding. Gene Ontology annotation, cellular component: actin cytoskeleton; actin cortical patch; cytoplasm. The coding region runs from base 282 to 770 and encodes 162 amino acids. Lineage: Eukaryota; Metazoa; Chordata; Actinopteri; Cypriniformes; Cyprinidae. Gene Ontology annotation, biological process: actin filament fragmentation; actin filament severing; cell motility.
CAUCUGACUCACCUGAGCGUUUACAUGACAUAAAGCAUCACUUUUAUGGCUUCCUUAUCAUAAACGCAAAAUAUAAAUAAUUGGGCGAUGACAGGAUAUUUAACACAGCCACCCCGUAGUUAGAAGUGUUUGCAGCAACGCAGCCAGCAGGUAGAGAGCCGGGUCAUCGGGGACUGGUCUGUUCUGAAGAGGGUGGGUUUAGAUCCGCGCCCCUGAGACUCUUCUUCACUCUGCAAGGCAACGACGUGCUUCUUUCCUCCGUUUCAGAGCAAGCGUGAGCCAUGGCCUCAGGUGUAGCCAUCAGUGAUGAGGUGAUAAGUAAGUAUGACUUAAUCCGGGUGCGUCAUGCAGGAACUGAUGCUGGGGAAAGGCUAAAACUUCUGGUCAUGUGUUUGAGCAAAGACCAAAAGAGUAUCGUGGUGGACCAUGACAACUGCCUGACAGUCAAAGAUGUGGGGACCACAGAUGUCUUAAAGAAGAUCCUCGAUAAGUUUCCUCCCAAAGAUUGCCGCUACGGCCUGUACGACUGCUCCUAUGUGAACAAGGAGAGCGUGAAGGAGGACCUGGUCUUCAUCUUAUCGGCCCCUGAAUCUGCCCCAUUAAAGAGCAAAAUGGUCUAUGCAAGUUCAAUGGUUGCUCUUAAGAACAAACUGCAAGGUUUGAAAUAUGAGUGGCAAAUUAAUGAACCUGGAGACAGAGACCCAUCAUGCCUUGUGGAGAAACUUGGUGGAAGGGACACAGUAAAGUCUUUGGAGGGGCAGCUUGUGUAAAAUUAAGAGCAAUCAGACCAAUGACCCCACAGCCCUCUUAUCAGUCUGUUAUGACAAAAAAAAAAAAUAAAUAAAUAAGAGAUAAAAUAUAUGCUAAUAAACUUUGUAUUUCAUUUGUAUUGGAAUCAGUUUUUUUUUUACAUUUAAUCAAUUGAGAAUUCGUAUUUAUUCCACAUUUACAAUUAAUGAUUAUUAUUAAGCAAAUACCAACAAAUAUAGUAUAAUGACAGCAGAAAACCUGGGGUAGGCAUUACAAUUGGACUGUGUAUUUGAAAAAUAAAAUCAUGUGAUUUUCCAAAAA